Messenger RNA from Dendronephthya gigantea, 1408 nucleotides. RefSeq lists its product as uncharacterized. NCBI's taxonomy places the organism in Eukaryota, Metazoa, Cnidaria, Anthozoa, Malacalcyonacea, Nephtheidae. The transcript has a single exon. Bases 151 to 1029 code for a protein of 292 amino acids. Gene Ontology annotation, biological process: proteolysis. The record is from RefSeq and is a predicted model, not a curated record. Gene Ontology annotation, molecular function: metalloendopeptidase activity.
AUGGCGGUGGCCGGACACCAUUGAAAAAGUAUAGUACACUCUCAAAAUCAUAAAUAGUUCGUUUGCAUAUAUAUGAUCAAAGAAACCGGCGUGAAAAAUUAAAUUCUCUUCAUAAAAGUACAUGAUUGUUGACUUUAGAUCGAAAGGUUCAUGUCUUGGUCAAAAUUAGUUCAUGGGAUUGUCGGUGCAACAUCUGCUUGUAUUGUACUUUUACAUUCUGUGCCAAACGUAUUUCCAAGUCUAGUUAUAAAUCAACAAAGUUUACCAAAUGCUGAUGUACCUUGUCAUAUUCAACAAGCUUUUGUGGAGGUCGCUGAGAAGAUGAAUAUAUCCCAUCCUGAUAAGGUAAAACUCUUCAUAAAUAACGGCUCUAGUAGCAUUUCAGUUGGUUCAACAUUAUUGCCUGGAGGAGCUGCAAUUGGGAUUUCCCGACUUUUUUUAUACACAGACCUUCAAGAGAUUUCUGAGUCAGGUCUGGCAUUUAAAGGCAAGAAAAUUAAUUUGCACACUAAAGCCGGUGAAAAGUUAAGUAAUGCGCUGCUGUUUAAUGAAGAAGAAUUAAAAUUUAUCUUAGCUCAUGAAUUGAGUCAUUUAAAAAAUUUGGACUUUACCACAAACUGCUUUUUACCAGCCUGGUGGUUGUACUUUACCUACAGAGCCGUGCCGAUUGUAUCAGUAAAUCUACCUCCAAAUGUUUUACUUAAAAUUGCUGUACAAUGCUUUCUUUGGCUUUCAAGUUAUUGGAUAUUCAGACAUCAAAAUAUAAGCUUGCAUCACAACCGCGAAUUUGCGGCUGAUGAACAGGCUGCAAUGCUUGGUGUAAAUUACAUAAAAGGUGGAAUAAGUGCAACCUUAAAAAAAAUGAAAGUAAAUGAAACAUUAAGAGGGAUGAAUGGGUCGGAUGGAAGAAUGUUGUACUCUGUUGAAGGAAAUGAUUUGAAAGAUUGGGCACACCCAAAGCUAUCAGAAAGAUUACGUAAAUUAGAGGAGAUAUAUGCUGAGAAAUACUUAGGAAAGACAACUGGUUAAUUUUGAUAGGUGCUUGACCUGUUGUGUAUAAUAUUUCAUAGUUAAACAAUUUUUUUCGAUGAAAUUGCUUAAUUUAUAUUACAGAACAAAACCCAAGAGAACAAGUAUAGCAUUAAUAAUAUAAACAAUAUUUACAGUUGAAUUAAAGUUUUUGUAUCCACAGGACUCAACAUAACAACAGUCAGUGGUUGUGAAUUUGAAAUUCAACCAAUAAAAUUAGCCUUUCUCACGAUGACGAAUAUCUGCCAUUUUUGGGGUACUUUCAAUUUAUAAUUUUUUUUAAUGUGUUUAAACAAUAAUAGCAAUGUAAGAAGAAUUUUCUAAGAGUCUAUAGACCAUUUGAACAAUAAAUUAAGCCUAAAAUUAAAGACAGCUGCCC